Penicillium samsonianum is the source of this 1596-nucleotide messenger RNA. RefSeq lists its product as uncharacterized. The record is from RefSeq and is a predicted model, not a curated record. The transcript is spliced from 3 exons. NCBI's taxonomy places the organism in Eukaryota, Fungi, Ascomycota, Eurotiomycetes, Eurotiales, Aspergillaceae. The coding region runs from base 1 to 1596 and encodes 531 amino acids. Gene Ontology annotation, molecular function: ubiquitin binding.
AUGAUCACAGCCAUGGGGGACUGUGGCGAUGAGCUCUUCAAGGAGCUCGAAAGCACCUACUGUCCACCAAUUGACCCCGCAUUGUUUGUUGCGAUCGUAUCAGACUUUGACCUGUCGAUCCCCACUCAGGUCGAAGAGUUGCGCGAAACCCUGGACGUGUUGAACGCAUCUGCUAUUGAGCAAGAAAACCUGCCGUUUGACCCCACAGGCACUACCAACCUCCGAAACUCCGAUGUCUCAGGCUCUUUGGUCGGCGAAUCGUCUGACGACGCACCCUCAGAUUUUACAAGCUGGCCAUCGCUUGAAAAUCAUGAACAGGAUAAUAGCGACCACAACAGUGCCAGCGAGGCCGAAAGGCUCAAAGGCUCGAAGCUUGCAUACUCCUUUCUGGGUAUGACAACUGCUGACAAGGCACAGAACCUGAUUAGUAUGUUCCCAAGUAUUACUCGUCUGGAAGCUGAGCGCAUCCUCGAAGAUUGUCAUGACAACCUCAGUCGCUCAAUGGAUGUCUUGCUCAAUCUUGCCUUCAUUGAAGAGACGCAAAUUGCGAGAGAAAUUCCUCAAGAAACCCCCAAAGAGGCUGCUCAGGACAGUCAAUCCUCCACCCCCAAGUCAAUCGAUGGCUUCCAGGCCAAGGAGAACCAGAACAGCGGCGGCAAGAAAUCCCGAAAGAAGAAAAGGCAGCAACAACAACGUCGAGUCGACCUGGCCUCACAGGCCAUGAAUAACACCUCUACCAAUAAAUGGGAGACAGGGAAGAAGGAUAUCGACUUUCUUUCCUCGCGGGCCUGCGCUUUGCAGAGAGAGAAAAUUGCAUCGACUUAUCAUGAAAACUCAAUGUCACUCUGUGCAACAAUCAGAGUCUUGGCACAGGCUCAUGGACCCAAAGACAUCCAUGAGAUUGAAGACGAUCCCUUACUCAUCACGCAAGUGGGGAGCUCAGCCACAACCGCAGAUGAGCUGGCUGACACCUUGGCCCGCCGCCCUGAUCUCACUUCCGUGUCAAAUAUCAUCAGUUUUGUUUCGUCCCCGGUCGCCCUCGACGACGAAGAGGAGAACGUGGCGCCAACUCAGCAGACAGAGUCCGCUUCGGAUUUCAUGGAUUUCGGCGAAGCUGCUGCCGCUGCCAACUCUCACUUCGCAGCCCGAUCAGCUGCCCUCGCGCAAGCAUCCCAGUCCGCCCGCCGUGCACGCUCAAACCCCCUCUACGGUGGCGCCUCCGCCUAUUACCGGGACGUCGGAAACGAGCAACGUCAGCUUGCAAUGCGCCAUCUGGCGACAGCUUCUGACCGGCUGGUGGCCCGCCAGUCGUCGCAAUAUGACCUGGAUCUGCAUGGUGUGACGGUCGCCAACGCAGUCAGAAUCGCUCGUGAGCGUGUUCAGGCGUGGUGGGACGGGCUGGGAGAUCAGAAGUACGUCCGUGGCGGAGGACAGAGUUCCCACGGCGGGUUCAAUAUUGUGUGCGGUCUUGGUCACCACUCCCUCGACCGCAAGUCACAUAUUGGACCCGCCGUGUGGAAUAUGCUGUUGAAGGAGGGGUGGCGCGUGGAGCUCAACAGGGGCUCUAUGCUGGUGACCGGCGUUACCCGCCGUUGA